Sitodiplosis mosellana (orange wheat blossom midge) is the source of this 1047-nucleotide messenger RNA. It is a transcript of the gene Etfb, whose product is annotated as electron transfer flavoprotein subunit beta. The transcript is spliced from 4 exons. The record is from RefSeq and is a predicted model, not a curated record. Gene Ontology annotation, molecular function: electron transfer activity. Gene Ontology annotation, cellular component: cytosol. The coding region runs from base 152 to 916 and encodes 254 amino acids. Lineage: Eukaryota; Metazoa; Arthropoda; Insecta; Diptera; Cecidomyiidae.
UUUUUUUCCAACUCUAGACUUAUUUAUGUCAAAAUAUAUUGUCGAAUCGAAUUGAAGUAAUUUUCUUCUUUUGGAGUUUGGACUUUUAGUCGAGAAUCGUCGGUAUUAUAUAUUAGUCGAGGUAGAAUUAGUUUUGGAUUGAGAAACAAAGAUGGUUCGUGUUUUGGUCGGUGUAAAGCGAGUCAUUGAUUAUGCGGUCAAGAUUCGUGUCAAGCCCGAUAAGACUGGUGUCAUAACGGAGGGUGUAAAGCACUCAUUGAAUCCGUUCGAUGAAAUUGCCGUUGAGGAAGCCGUCAAAUUGAAAGAGAAAUCAGUUGCGAAGGAAAUUAUAGCUGUAUCAGUUGGUCCAACACAGUCACAAGAAGUUAUCCGUACUGCUUUGGCAAUGGGAGCCGAUCGCGGUAUUCAUGUUGAAGUGCCAGCCAAGGAAGCUGAACUAUUACAACCCAUUCAUGUGUCGAAAAUUUUGGCAAAAUUAGCUCAAGACGAGAAAGUCGAUUUAAUUAUAGUUGGAAAACAGGCAAUCGACGAUGAUGCCAAUCAAACUGCCCAAAUGACCGCUGCUUAUUUGGAUUGGCCACAAGGAACGUUCUGUUCAAAGAUCGAAAAGGUGGGCGAUGGAUACAAGAUUGAACGUGAAAUCGACGGUGGUUUGGAAUCAUUGAAUUUGAAGGCACCAGCCGUUCUGAGUGCUGAUUUGCGUUUGAACACACCACGUUAUGCCACUUUACCAAAUAUCAUGAAAGCGAAAAAGAAGCCUAUCAAGAAGGUAACACCAUCUGAUUUGGGAGUUGAUACUGCUCCACGUAUCGAGAUUGUUUCGGUCGAAGAGCCACCAGUUCGUCAGGCUGGAAGCGUUGUUCCAGACGUUGAUACUCUCAUUUCGAAGCUCAAAGAAGGUGGUCACGUUAAAUAAGCAUAUUGUUGUUUUUUUAUGGUUGCUAAAUACAUUUUUCGAUGGAGUGUAAACUAGAAAGUUUUAAAUUAAAUUUUGUCUUGUAGAGGAUGCCAAGAAGCAUGUGAAUAAAUGAAUUUUUCUAAAGUAAA